Ictidomys tridecemlineatus (thirteen-lined ground squirrel) is the source of this 1356-nucleotide messenger RNA. NCBI's taxonomy places the organism in Eukaryota, Metazoa, Chordata, Mammalia, Rodentia, Sciuridae. The record is from RefSeq and is a predicted model, not a curated record.
AUGUGGCUAAGGAAUCAGAUGUCUCUGGCAGACUUCAUCCUUGAAAGGCUCUUCGAAGACUCCUUGACCCACCUUUUCCUUUUCUGCCUGACCAUGGUGGUCUACAUUGUUGCACUGAGUGGCAACACCCUCACCAUCCACCUCAUCUGUGUGGAUCGUGGGCUUCACACCCCCAUGCACUUCCUACUCAGCCAGCUCUCCCUUAUGGACAAGAUGCACAUCUGCACAAUCAUCCCCAAGAUCGCCACCAACUACCUGUCUGGCAGGAAGUCCAUCUUUUUCAUGGGCUGUGCCACCCAGCACUUCCUCUAUUUGUCUCUGGGUGGUGCUGAGUGUUUUCUGCUAGCUCUCACAUCCUAUGACAGGUAUGUUGCCAUCUAUCAUCCUCUGCGUUACACUGUUCUCAUGAACAGGAAGGUGGCACUGCUGAUGGCCCUCACGUCAUGGUUGGGGGCUUCUCUGAACUUUGUAAUUUACACUUUCAUCUUGAUGUACUUACCUUUCUGUGAGAUUCGGAAAAUACACCACUUAUAUUGUAAGUAUCAAGCUGUCGUGAAGUUGGUUUAUGUUGAUGUCACUGUCUAUGAGUCCACAGUGUACAUCAGCACUAUCAUGCUUCUCCUCCUCCCAAUAAUCCUGGUUUCUACAUCCUAUUUCUUCAUCUUGCACAGUGUCAUUGAGAUGCAUUCAGCUGGGAGUAAGAGAAAUGCCUUUGCCACUUGCAGCCCCUAUCUCACUGUGGUCUCUCUCUGGUUUGGUUCCUGCAUCUUCUCAUACAUGAGGACCAGGUCCCAGUGCACGCCACUGCAAGACAAAGUUGUUUCUGAGUUCUAUAGCAUCAUUACUCCCACACUGAAUCCUCUGAUUUAUAUUUUUCAGAAUAAGAACGUAGCUAAGGCUCUGAGGAGAGUGUUGAGGAGAGAUUUUUAUCUCCCAAUGACUAUAUCCGUGUUUGUCCCAAAUCAAGAAGUGGCACAGUUUCUGACUGGGCGGAAAAUCCCUUCUUACAUCACUGACCUGCCCUCUGAUGUUCUCUCCACGCCCUUCGGACAGGCACUCCGACCGCUCCUGGACUCCAUCCAGAUCCAGCCUCCUGGAGGGAACACUCGUCCUCCACACUGGAGAAACGGAGGGGAUUUGUUUAAGCAAAAAGCAAGAGGCACAGUUUGGAGGAGCCCCAACCUAGAACCUCCUUCGAGAGAAUACCCACACUCCACCCAGGUUGCCACACCUGUUGGACCCAGCUGGCCCUGUGUCAUGAUCCUGCCAGCCCCUUUUCCACUCAAUGUGAAUGAAGUUGGUGUGGCAUCCUUCCUCUGUGUACCAGGAUGUGCUAGUGAUUAUGCUGUGCUGUAG